AUGGAGCAACAACAUGGGCCACAUGAUCACAUCAUUGAGCCCCCUCCUUCAAACGAUGCAAAUUAUAAGACCCGAGGCCAAUGGCUCAGGGCCGCGAUUCUCGGAGCCAAUGAUGGCCUGGUUUCCACCACUUCCCUAAUGCUAGGCAUCAGCGCCGUGAGAGGAGACGCUAGAUCGGUGGCUAUUUCUGGAAUCGCUGCUUUGGCUGCGGGAGCCAGUAGCAUGGCCAUCGGAGAAUUUGUAUCAGUGUACACACAACGUGAUAUACAAGCAUUCGAGCGAGAGCGUCAAGGAACUCUUCGAACGAUCAAUGGUGAUAAGGCAGACGACCCGUUACCGAACCCCUUUCGAGCUGCCACCGCAUCUGCACUGUCAUUUAUGUGUGGUGCUCUGGUUCCUCUGCUAUGUGGUGCUUUUGUACAAAACUAUGUGGCCAGGGUUCUAGCACUUGUUGGAGCCUCUAGCUUUACUUUGCUGUUGUUUGGGUCACUAGGUGCUCACUUGGGUGGUUCAUCGAUCUGGCGAGCAUCUUUGCGUGUGCUCUUUGGUGGUUGGCUAGCAAUGGCAGCCACAUAUGGGUUCCUUAAGUUGUUUUGA
Amborella trichopoda is the source of this 597-nucleotide messenger RNA. RefSeq names its product vacuolar iron transporter homolog 1. Lineage: Eukaryota; Viridiplantae; Streptophyta; Magnoliopsida; Amborellales; Amborellaceae. Gene Ontology annotation, biological process: intracellular manganese ion homeostasis. Gene Ontology annotation, molecular function: manganese ion transmembrane transporter activity. The record is from RefSeq and is a predicted model, not a curated record.